Messenger RNA from Recurvomyces mirabilis, 1461 nucleotides. It is a transcript of the gene CSN12, whose product is annotated as COP9 signalosome (CSN) subunit. The transcript has 3 exons. Gene Ontology annotation, molecular function: RNA binding; double-stranded DNA binding. Gene Ontology annotation, biological process: poly(A)+ mRNA export from nucleus. NCBI's taxonomy places the organism in Eukaryota, Fungi, Ascomycota, Dothideomycetes, Mycosphaerellales, Teratosphaeriaceae. Bases 1 to 1461 code for a protein of 486 amino acids. The record is from RefSeq and is a predicted model, not a curated record.
AUGAGCGACUCAAUCUGGACCGACUUCGCCACGGCCCAAGCGCGCGAAGACGGCUACCUCCUCGCCACCACCAUCUCCCCCUCACGCCCCCCUUCCGAUCCCGCUCGCCUCUACAACUACCUCCGCUGGACGAACGCCGGCAGCGUGCAAACCGACCUCCGCUACAAACUGCAAUACAACCCGGACCUGCACCUCGACAAGAAGGAGUCCAGCAACUGGCUCGAAGUUUUCACCGCCUAUUACCACUUCACCGCCCGUCUACUGUCAGCGGAAGAAGCGCAAAACACCAGCCAACGAGCACGUGAAGCGGAUUGGAAUGGCGUCUACGAGUCGUGGAAGGAUGUGCUGAAUGCCGUCUACCGUGGCUAUACGAGUGAUGUGUUUGAUGCCUGGACGAUCCCGUGUCUGUAUGUCGUGGCGAAAUACAUGCGCAUCUUCGCCAUCAAAGCCGACGAGAGUGCCACCGCUGCCGCGCAAAGAGAACAAAGAGACACCGGCAUGGCGUUCGGUCUGCAAGACGAAGACGGCUUCAAUACUUCCUCCAAUAGCAAGAACGAGAAGCUGGAGGAUGCGGCGCGGCAUAUCAACCGCAUCUUCGCCCUUUGUCUCGGCGACAGAUCCCCCCUCGAAGACUCCCGCAAAUGGGCCCUCUACUACAUCGCCAACCUGCUCUUCAAAACCUACUUCCGCCUGAACAGCGUGCCCCUCAGCAAAAACAUCCUGCGCUCUCUAUCCGCCCAAGCCGCCGGUGAACUACCCCCCCUAUCCCGUUUUCCCAAAGCGCAUCAGGUGACGUUUAAGUACUAUUCUGGUGUGAUAGCGUUCUUGUCAGAAGACUACGCUGCAGCAGAAGAGCAUCUGGAGAGCGCGUAUAAAAUGUGCUUGCACUCGAGCAAUGAUUCAGCUGCUCAAACAGCCACAGCAACAGCCACAACCCGCAACCGCGACCUAAUCCUAACCUACCUCAUCCCAACCAAACUCCUGACCUCCCACCGCCUCCCCACCCCGACCCUCCUAUCUCAAUCCCCACACCUCACCUCCCUCUUCGCCCCCAUCACCUCGGCAAUCAAGCACGCCGACCUCCGCGCCUUCACCGCCGCGCUCGAAAGCGGCGAGGACGAGUUCGUCAAACGUCGGAUUUACUUGACCCUGGAACGCGGCCGGGACAUUCUACUGCGGAAUCUCUUCCGGAAAGUUUUCAUUGCGGGAGGCUUUGAGGCAGCUGCGAAGGAAGGCGAGGCGCCUGCUCGACGGACGAGAGUUCCGGUCUGGGAGUUUGCGGCGGCGUUGCAGAUGCGAGGGGCGGAGGUCGGGGAUGGGGAGGGUGGGGUGGAUGGGGAUGAGGUCGAGUGUUUGGUUGCUAAUGCUAUUUAUAAGAAUUUCAUGAAAGGGUAUAUCGCCCGCGACCGCGGCAUCGUCGUCCUUAGUAAGGCUGGCGCAUUCCCGGGGACGGGGGUCUGA